GCGCGUCUCGCUUCUUCUCCCUCGUCCGCGCAAAAACGUUCGAGGAAACGAUAAUCGAGGAAAAAUUAAAAGCCUAGAAAAUUUUGCACGAAGCAAAUACAAGUAAAAUUGAGACUUUUUUUGUUUCACGCGGGAGGCGACUCGACGAUUAAUUUACGUCUGAUUGAAGCGAGCUUAGAAAAAAAAAAAAAAACAACAACGCGCUGUCAUGUCGAAGAUAACCGGCUACGACACACACGACGACGGUCCGGGAUUCGUCGGUAUUCGAUUUUGUCAGGAAUGCAACAACAUGUUGUAUCCGAAAGAGGAUAAGGAGAACAAGGUGCUCAUGUACGCGUGCAGAAACUGUGACUUCAAGCAACUGGCGGACAGUAACUGCAUCUAUGUGAACAAGAUCAUGCACGAAAUAGACGAGCUGACGCACAUUGUCGCCGACGUAAUAUCGGAUCCUACAUUGCCGAGAACCGAGGAACAUCCAUGCCCGAAGUGCAGUCACAGAGAAGCUGUAUUUUUCCAGGCACAAACUAGGCGAGCUGAAGAAGAAAUGAGACUGUAUUACGUGUGCACAAAUCAACAUUGCUCCCACAGAUGGACGGAGUGAAAGAAUUAUCUCUCCGUGGGAUUCGUGUUGCUUCUUCUCUUGCUACUUUUGUAUAUAAACAAUCAAAUAGUUAAAAUUAUAUGUAAACGCUAUUAUA
Pseudomyrmex gracilis is the source of this 698-nucleotide messenger RNA. It is a transcript of the gene RpII15, whose product is annotated as DNA-directed RNA polymerase II subunit RPB9. The transcript is spliced from 4 exons. Lineage: Eukaryota; Metazoa; Arthropoda; Insecta; Hymenoptera; Formicidae. The record is from RefSeq and is a predicted model, not a curated record. Gene Ontology annotation, molecular function: zinc ion binding; DNA-directed RNA polymerase activity; nucleic acid binding. Gene Ontology annotation, biological process: transcription initiation at RNA polymerase II promoter; DNA-templated transcription; transcription-coupled nucleotide-excision repair. Gene Ontology annotation, cellular component: RNA polymerase II, core complex. Bases 209 to 601 code for a protein of 130 amino acids.